AUGGACAUAAAAGAGCAAAGAAGACCGGGUGAAGCGGGGACCGCCAAUAGUGGCAGCAAGACGACGAGGGGUGAGAGCCUUAGGGAAGCCCAGCGUCCGACUAGAUCCCUUGUGACACCCAAACAAACAUUCACCAUCGGGCACUGGAAUGUGAGAACAUUGUAUAGAGGAGGAGCUUCAGCACAGAAUGCGAGAAAAAAGGAAGGACACCAACUGGAAAUUUUGGGAAUCAGUGAGUGCAGAUGGGCAGGAGCUGGGAAGAUGAGACUGGCCUCGGGCCAGACCGUCAUAUGCAGCAGGGAUGAAGAACUGCAUGAGGGAGGAGUUGCCAUAAUGAUCAGCCAGCAAGCAAUGAAGUCACUCAUGGAAUGGACACCUGUCAGUAAGAGAAUCAUGACAGCACGAUUCUAUUCAAGAUACAGAAGAGUGUCAGUGAUCCGAGCAUAUGCGCCACAUAAUGAAGAGGAAGGGGAGGAAAAAAGACCAAUUCUAUCAGGAGUUACAAGAGACCUUGGAUGGAUGUAA
This is a messenger RNA of Saccostrea cuccullata (small rock oyster), 525 nucleotides long. RefSeq names its product craniofacial development protein 2-like. The transcript has a single exon. The record is from RefSeq and is a predicted model, not a curated record. Lineage: Eukaryota; Metazoa; Mollusca; Bivalvia; Ostreida; Ostreidae. The coding region runs from base 1 to 525 and encodes 174 amino acids.